Messenger RNA from Closterium sp. Yama58-4, 2373 nucleotides. NCBI's taxonomy places the organism in Eukaryota, Viridiplantae, Streptophyta, Zygnematophyceae, Desmidiales, Closteriaceae. The record is from the annotation of a GenBank genome assembly.
AUGUCAGCAGCGGACGGGCGGCAGCUCGUCGGCAGGUACCUCUGGCCGGAUGGCCGGCAGGACGAGGCGGAUGAGACGGCUGGCUGGCAGCGGGCAGCAAAGCUGAAAAUUUUCCUGCCGCCCGUGCCGGAGAUGCUACAGGGAUGGCUCAGGGAUAGGGGAGGGGAAAACGAUGGGGGAGAGGAGGAGGGAAGAGGAGAGGAGGAAAGUGGUAUGGGCGAGUGGGUAGAGGAGGGGAAUGAGAGAGUGAUGGGAGAAUCUGGAGAGAGGAGGGAGGGAGCAGUAGUAGACUCAUUACCGACCAGCAGCACUGACAGCGAAUCACAAUCCGCCACGUGGCUAUCCACCCCUCACCCCACGUUCAGCGUGUGGCGAAUCAAAUCCAAGCAACCCCUCCUCCACCUCACUUCCGCCAUCCGCUUCCCCCAAGGCUGGUCCCCCCUCUCCCCCUUAGAAGACUCAAACCACCUCGCCCUCCCCUCCUCGCUCUCCUCCCUCGAAACCUCCCUUAAAGCCCACAAGCAAAAGCUGUCGCAAAUCAGAAAGAGGGUGAAGGCUUCAGCGGUGUAUAAGCGGCGGCAGCAGCAGGUGACGGAGAUGGGGAGGUGUGAGUACGAGGAGGGGAAGGUGGGGAGGAGAGUGGAGGCGCUGAGGCGGCGGAUUGCAGGCAUGCAGCCGGCCGGGUGGCAGGAGUUUGUUCAGGUGGUUCAGGUGCUGGCUCAGGCAGAAGCGCUGGAUCCGCAGAGCAGCACACUCAUGCCGCUUGGGGAGAUUGCUGCCAAGGUGCGAGGGGUGAACGAGCUGUGGAUCGCAGUGGCCCUCUCACACCCCUCCCUCCCGCGCCUUUCGCCCCCGGCCAUUGCGGGGUGCUGCGCUGCUCUGGUGUCUGAAGGCAUGCGCAUGCGCACAGGCGACGGCAGUUCGCCCUCCUUCCCCUACGAGCCGUCUUGGGAGGUACAGGAGUGGGUGUACGAGGCAGAGGAGCGCCGCGAUUGGCUGAUGCAGCUCCAGCUGGCUGCCAACGUGGCGAUCCCUGCUGACCUGGACGCGCAGUUCGCUGGAGUGGUGGAGGCGUGGGCGCAGGGUGUGACGUGGCGCCAGCUCAUCGCUGACUGUGCGGGGCUGGACGAGGGGGACAUUGCGCGGCUGCUACGACGCACCAUUGACUUGCUCUCUCAGAUCCCAUACCUUCCCGACAUCGACCCCUCAUUGGCAAAGGCAGCAAAGCAGCCGGCAGUGUCGUCAAUGGCGGGCGUCGCCGGCGUUCCUGCUGCUAAAGUUGCUCCCGUAUCGUUAUUGACGCCUGACAAUGCUGCGCGGAAGGUGCAAGCGGCAUGGCGGGGCUAUUCUGUGCGCCAGGGCAAGCCUCUCGAACUGGCUCGGUCCAUAGCUGACGUUCGGAAACUGGUUAACGAGAUGGACGCGCAGCUUCGGGAUAAAGAUUUUGUGGCUAAGAUGGUUUCCGACCCUAUGGAGAAGCUUCGGGUGAGCGAGACGAUCAUGAGCUGGCUGCUUCGGUUGGACGAGGUGCAGUCCCCGAACCAGGACGUUCGCAACUUGCGGCGAGACAUGGCUAGGAAGCUCACGAAGCUGCUAGACAGGGUCGACAUUCUCACAAGUGCUCAACCACAGGAGGCUGAGGCUCCACUUGAAGUUGCUGUUGACACGGGUGUUACCACAAUGGAUGAUGCAGGAAUGGAUGCAGACCCACACUGUGAGGAUAGCAGCCAUUGUGGCAGUCAAUGCAGCGACAAGACAUGUAUGAGCCGCGAGAGCUCUGAUGAUGCCAAGAGCACACAUCAGGGCGUCGCCACGCGCGUCGAACCGUCGUCGCAGAGCCCUCGCGCGCCAUCAUUCGCGACCAACAGUCGUCGACAGCUGUUCAGCCGCUUCAGCUGCGGCAGGUCGAACCUCAAGGGCUACACGUCCAAGGCUGGCCUCACAUCGGGGCUGGUGCUGCACUGGAAGGCCACCAAGGGGCGGACAAUCAAAAUGGCCGUGGUGGCAUCGGGGGCCAAGGCCGGUGGGUGGUUCGCCGUGGGAUUCUCACCCAAUGGAGGCAUGGCCGGCAGCAACACCAUCGCCACAGACUCCUCGGGCAGCCCCGUGACGAAAGAUCUCGUCGGGCAGUCGUCGGCGGACGAUGCGACGUGGACCGUCGGAUCGGGCUCGAUUUCCACGACCGGCAGCAAGGUCAUUAUGAAGUUCACCAAGAACAAGGGCGAUGGGGCAUCUGUGAAGGUUAAGGCCGACAACGACAACAAUAUUGUGUGGGCGUUUGGCGAUGGUGACACUGUCUCUAUGCACAAUGGAGCCGGUAAAGCAAGCAUCAACUUUGCCUGCGGGUGCCCGUGGUUCCAGAGCAAGUGCUAA